Molecule: messenger RNA, 1048 nt
Organism: Crotalus tigris (Tiger rattlesnake)
Lineage: Eukaryota; Metazoa; Chordata; Lepidosauria; Squamata; Viperidae
Product: protein S100-A4-like
Exons: 5
Coding region: 443-832 (129 amino acids)
Cellular component (GO): cytoplasm
Molecular function (GO): calcium ion binding; transition metal ion binding
Source: RefSeq, a predicted model, not a curated record
GUGCAUAUUUGCCAAACCUGCUUGUACACUCAGCAAAACAGGUGGCCUCACUGGAGGAACUGCCAAACACCGCCGGUUGAAAUUCUGCCUGCUUUCGUUCCAGCUUUCCUGAUGAAUUCACUGCGGUGAACAUCCUCCAAAGCCGGACCGUGUGUUGCAGCGAUGACCCAGUUCCAGACUCUGGAGCAGGCCCUGGGGGAAGUUGUGUGCACGUUUCAACGCUACUGCCGGAAAGAAGGAGACCGCAACACGCUUAGCAAAGCCGAGCUUCAGAACCUCCUGCAGACCGAAAUGCCCAGCUUGCAAACGCUGGAAAUCAAAGGCCCGGCUUUGGAAGAGCUGCUCACCCUGCUGGACACUGAUCAAGACGGCCAGGUCACCUUUGAGGAGUACAUCCGUUUCGUGGCGGCCGCCUUCACUUUCUUCCAUCUGCACUUCCGGGAUGCUCCCGUGGUCCAACCACGGAUCUAAGCGGCAGGGGGGGCGGGACGAUUACGGAUGGCAUCCCUACAAAGAGCACCCCAAGAUGGCCACCCCCCUGGAGAAAGCCCUGGACACCAUGGUGGUCACCUUCCACAAAUAUUCCCAGAAGGAAGGAGACCAGUUCAAACUCAACAACACGGAACUGAAGGAGCUCCUGAAACAGGAGCUGCCCGGAUUCAUCAGCAAGAAAAAAGACGAAUCGACGUUUCAAAAAAUUAUGAGCAACUUGGAUUCCAACAAGGACAACCAGGUGGAUUUCCAGGAAUACGCCACCUUCCUCGCCUGCAUCGCCAUGGCGUGCAAUGAUUUUUUCCAUGCAUUCCCGGACAAAAUGCCCCGGCAGAAAUGAAGGGCGUGCAAAAUCGAGAGUGGGCCAAGCGUGCAAACAAAGCGGGCAGAGUGCACAGGUGUGUGUAAGGUCUCAUCGGCUUCCCCCCCCUCCUGCCCCCCCUAGCGUUCGGUUGGUGCCGCAGCUUCUGAAUCGGGGGUGAGGAGAAUUGCAGUUGCCUCUCUCUCUCACACACACACCCGACAACAAAAUAAAAGUCUGCUUUAAAAAAAAAAA